AAGCAUACGAAACUUGGGCAACAGUUUUUAGGAUAGAACAAAACGCCUUUUUUUUUUCUGCAAAAUCAAAAUUUACCCAAAACCUCUCUAAUCCAAAAAGCUUCGAUCUUUAUCUUCUUAGACUGAGAAAGAUUGAGACUUUUUUUUUUAAUCUAGGGUUUCGAAGGUUUUAGGCAUGGAGGUGUGAAUUGUGAAGGCGGUGUUGGCUGUCGUUUUUGAGGUGUGAAUUGAAUUGAAUUGACUAGUCGGAGAAAAAGAGAGAGAGAGAGGGGAAGAUGAUAGUGGCCACGUCAGCGUCGUCGUCGUCGUCUUCGGCGAGUGUGGCGGUGGACAAGGCGACGAGCGAUCUUCUGAUAAACCCUGAUUGGACGAUGAACAUCGAUAUCUGUGAUUCCGUCAAUUCUCAUCAGUGGCAGGCAAAAGAUGUCGUAAAAGCUGUAAAAAGAAGGUUGCAGCAUAAGAACCCCAAAGUUCAAUUCCUUGCUUUGACGCUAUUGGAGACAAUGGUGAAGAAUUGUGGUGAUUAUAUCCAUUUUCAAAUUGCAGAGAGGAAUAUAUUGGGAGAGAUGAUAAAAAUUGUGAGGAAGAAGUCAGAUAUGCAGGUAAGGGAUAAGAUUUUGAUAUUGGUGGACUCUUGGCAAGCAGCUUUUGGUGGGCCUUCAGGAAAGCAUCCUCAGUACUAUUGGGCAUAUGAUGAGCUAAGGCGGUCUGGAGUAGAGUUUCCUAAGCAUUCCUUAGAUGCAGCUCCAAUGUUUGCACCACCUGUUUCAAAUUCAGUACCAAGACCUUCUCAAGCUGGAUAUGGAAUGCCUAGCAAUUCCUCAAGGCGGCUUGAUGAGACAAUGGCUACAGAAAACGAAAAUUUAACUUUGACAAGCCUGGAUUCUAUGAGGGAUGUUAUGGAGCUCUUGAGUGACAUGCUGCAAGCUGUGAACCCUAAUGACCGAUUGGGUGUAAAAGAUGAAGUCAUAGUUGAACUUGUCAACCAGUGUCGUGCCAACCAGAAAAAGCUGAUUCAUAUGCUAACUACAACCGGAGAUGAAGAACUUCUUGGACGGGGUCUCGAAUUAAACGACAGUCUGCAAAGUUUGCUUGCAAAGCAUGAUGCUAUAGCUUCUGGUUUACCUUUGCCAACCGCAAACUUUAGUCCUCAACCAGCUGAAAUGCCCGCAUCCAGUUCCAAGCAUACUGAAGCAAAAGACUCCAGCACAAGUGACUCUAGUCCAAGACCUAAAGCUAGUCCCUCUGCACCAGUUGUUACCACGUUCAGGGUCCAAAUUGAUGAAGAUGAAGAAGAGGAAGAUGAAUUUGCACAGCUAGCUCGAAGGCAUUCCAAACAAAGUUCCUCCAAGCCUACUGAAAGCACACCUAAUGGUACCAGUGAAGGUUUGGCAUUGGUAAGCGUAGAUCCGUCUCCGUCUGCAUCAGUGGCAACAUCUGUCCCAAACAACGCCUUAGUUCUGUCUGAUCCACCUGCUUCAACUAAGACUACACAAGAGCAGAACAUAAUUGACCUACUGAGUAUCACUUUGUCGACAACAGAAAUCUCCAGUGACACCUCUCCUCCUCCUCCAACAUCUGUCCCUCCCCCACUUCCGGCAUCUAACGGUAAUGUUCAUCAGAUACCUGUUUCCCCCGCUAUACAAGGCAAUCCCUAUCCUUCCCAAGCUUAUCCUGGAAAUCCUGGGCUUGGAUCCUACAACAGCUAUGUUGUUCCUUGGGCACAACCUCAGGCCCAACAACCUCAAUUCAGGCCGCAAUUACAGCCACAGCAACCUCAAUUCCAGUCGCAGUUUCAACCUCAAUAUCCCCAAUACUCUUCUGCCUACCCUCCUCCACCAUGGGCAUCUUCUCCUGGUUAUCCUAACAACCAAAAUCAUGUGCCCGCCAAUAGUACGUAUGCGGCUCCUCACACCAACACAACAGCUUACAUGCCAGCGCAAGGAGCAAGGCCUUUGCAGCAGUAUAAUUCGUUCCCUGCGAGAGGAACCACUGGGUCAGAUAACAACGGAGGUUUCCCAACAAAUCCUGGUCCCAGGAGCCCUGGACCUGCUGCAGGACAAAAGCCCUUCAUUCCCUCGUACCGAUUAUUUGAAGAUCUGAAUGUUUUUGGCAAUGCUGAUGGAAAGCUUAAGGUGGCGAACAGCAACCCAUCAUCUGGCUUCUCUGGAACUCCAGGCCAAGGUAUGGUGGGUGGGAGGAAGUGAAAUACUGGCGUACAGAACAGCCCAUGUGAAUAUGUGUUGCAACUCAGUAGCUGCAUCUUCUAUUUUGGAUGCACUGGAUGUUAUUUAGGUUGGCAGGCUCAUAGCCUUGAUUGUCAGUAUUAGCAGAUUCAUUGCUUCUAAGACUUCAUAUCAUUUCUUAAAACGUUUUCUGUUUUACUAGUAUUGUGAAGUGACAUCGGAGAACUUGGUUGGUUCCACAAAAUGUAUUAGUGACAGUAGUUAUCCUCUA
Messenger RNA from Rosa rugosa (rugosa rose), 2457 nucleotides. Its product is annotated as TOM1-like protein 6. Gene Ontology annotation, molecular function: phosphatidylinositol binding; ubiquitin binding. The record is from RefSeq and is a predicted model, not a curated record. Lineage: Eukaryota; Viridiplantae; Streptophyta; Magnoliopsida; Rosales; Rosaceae. The transcript has 9 exons. The coding region runs from base 276 to 2207 and encodes 643 amino acids. Gene Ontology annotation, biological process: protein transport to vacuole involved in ubiquitin-dependent protein catabolic process via the multivesicular body sorting pathway.